AUGCCAAAAGUUGAGUAUUUGGAAAAGUCUCGUCCCAUCUUACACAGGGCUCUGGAGAAAAGGAGUACCCUCGAGUUACUCUCCAGGGAUUUUUGCACCGUGUCUGACCUUGUCUCAAAGAUUCAAGAGCCAAUAGACCUGGAAUGUGUCCCAGACUACGCUCCAAAGGCUGUGAAUAUCGUGUUACAGUUUAGGGAACUCUGCAAAGAGGGAGCUCUAGCGAGACAUAGACGAGACCAUGAGGAACAUGUAAACCAGCGCGGUGAUGAUACGGGUGGGAAUGAAGAUGUUGCAGAAAAAAUCCAUGAUGGAAUCACUGAACCUACCGGGUGUUCCGUGAACGACUACGCAUAUAACAUGGGACAAUCAGUCUACAUAGCUGGUGAUCCUACUGGGUCGAUUUAUGUUCUUGCAGAUGAACUAGAUAUUGACAUUAUUGGAAACACGUUUAUUCUCCUUCAUACUGCUCUGAAUGUAAUGAAUGGGAGGAUUGUGCUCCAGAUUCUAAGAGAUACAAAGUUUAUAAAAUGCUCAGACUCCAUCAAGGAGUUUGCGAAUGCUGAGAAUAUAUCGGAAAAAUACAAGUUUGAAAUUCGGUCAAAGAUAUUGUAA
Molecule: messenger RNA, 612 nt
Organism: Theileria equi strain WA
Lineage: Eukaryota; Apicomplexa; Aconoidasida; Piroplasmida; Theileriidae
Exons: 1
Coding region: 1-612 (203 amino acids)
Source: RefSeq, a predicted model, not a curated record